Messenger RNA from Quercus lobata, 1438 nucleotides. RefSeq names its product PHD finger-like domain-containing protein 5B. NCBI's taxonomy places the organism in Eukaryota, Viridiplantae, Streptophyta, Magnoliopsida, Fagales, Fagaceae. The transcript is spliced from 4 exons. Bases 923 to 1255 code for a protein of 110 amino acids. The record is from RefSeq and is a predicted model, not a curated record. Gene Ontology annotation, biological process: mRNA splicing, via spliceosome.
AGUAGUUUAGAACACAAAAAUGAUAUUACAAGCAAAACAGCCCUCUUCACGGUAGAGCCUCCGAGAAACUUCGCAGGAACUGGCUCUUGGAUCAUGGUGAUUGAUUUAAGUAGUUGCUGCUGUUGAUGGUAGAUUGACCCUUAGUUUGGUUGGGGAUGGGACAAACUUUUGACUUGUUGGUAUUGGCUGUAUGAGGAAUAAACUGCUUCUUUAACUAGCUUUUGUCCUGCCAAUGAGCUCUAGCUGAACUAGCACCUCCUCCCCUUUCAAGUUCUAGAGGAGGGUGAGGUUGUGGGUACCAGACCGAUUGAUCAUUUGUCAGCAAACAUUUAUCUUGACACUAGUUUGAAUCUGCCAUACUCCUUUCCCCCCCCUUUUGGAUUUUGGGGUCUUUACUGGUGGUCUGCAGCAGGAUUCGGCAUGGAUUUCCAGUGGCCCAGGAGAAGGGCCUGAGCUUGAAAUCAAAGCCAGAUUCAUGAGCUUUGAGUGGAGUGGGAAGUUUGGAUGGCCAAAACAUUUUCAGCCUCCCUGUGAAUUUCAGUUGGACUGUUUUGUGACAUCUAGUUGUUCCUCUACUUCUGUUUGACAAAAAUUUGGUUUGAAUGGAUAAUUAUGGGAAUUUUAGAUGAAAAAUUGGAAGUUUUAUAUUGGGUUAUGUCAUGAGAUGAUGGUCAGCUGUCUAAAUCCAAGCAGUCAAUGUUGCUCUAUAUGUUUCGAUGCUAAACAUUAAUAUUGCAAACUGGGAUUUUGUUCUCUAGAGGCCAUGCUCUUUCCUUAUUCCUAAUUAUAAAUUAAUUUUGACAAUGUUUGCCUCCUUUUUUGUUUGUAUAUAUUCUAGAUCAAAUAUGCCAGGCAUGGAUUUUUAAUGCGUUUUAGUGUUUACUUAUUCCUGUUCAGGAACUAAGAAUUUGUUGCUGAAAGCAUGGCCAAGCAUCAUCCAGAUUUGAUUAUGUGCCGAAAGCAGCCAGGAAUUGCUAUUGGGCGACUUUGUGAGAAAUGUGAUGGGAAGUGUGUGAUCUGUGAUUCCUAUGUCCGCCCUUGCACACUUGUUCGAGUUUGUGAUGAAUGCAACUAUGGGUCCUUUCAGGGUCGGUGUGUUAUCUGUGGAGGAGUGGGAAUUUCUGAUGCCUACUACUGCAAAGAGUGUACGCAGCAGGAGAAAGAUAGGGAUGGAUGUCCAAAAAUUGUUAAUUUAGGGAGUGCCAAAACAGACCUAUUCUAUGAACGUAAGAAAUAUGGUUUUAAGAAAAGAUGAUGAGCGCUGGAUAGACGUGUCUGGAACUUAUUAAUUGCUUUUAUUUAGUGUGAGACUACGAAUCUUGAUAUGUAAGCAGUGCUUUUAGAAUGCUUUUAUGUACUAAAAUAUUGAUGACGAUGACAUAAUAGUUUUUGAAAUGCUGGAUAUAUGUUAAAAAGUUGUCGAGUGUUUGUUUUCUUA